This is a messenger RNA of Clupea harengus (Atlantic herring), 7180 nucleotides long. RefSeq lists its product as uncharacterized. Gene Ontology annotation, molecular function: protein binding. The record is from RefSeq and is a predicted model, not a curated record. NCBI's taxonomy places the organism in Eukaryota, Metazoa, Chordata, Actinopteri, Clupeiformes, Clupeidae.
GAAAUAGGCUGGGCUAUGGGAGGUAUAAAGCUCUUUGCUCUGGUCUACGGCUCCACAUUGCCACGGAAGUUAGAUGAGGCCAUGAGUGGGACACAGGUGCUGCUAGUGGUUCUCCUCCUCUCCCCCUUCCUGCUCUACAGUGCAAACAGCAGACAUGUUGCUCCUAGCAAUGAUGAUGACCCUCCCAAAUCCAUCCGUGUGCUGCGGAGCCUGGAGAGUGUCAUGGAUAAAUACAGAGAGAUGAUCGCCACUUUUAAAACUCAGGGAGGAAUUGAUAAUUCCACCAAGGUAGAGACAACGUUCAUAUAUUCAUGCCUGGGUUUGGAUGAUAAGGCAAAGACCAUGGAAAUUACCAUCCAGACGCAGACAACCAAAAUCAAAGAAUUGGAAAAAAACGUUUUCGACACGAAGAAGGAACUCCGGAAUGAGAUCGUGAAUAAUAGGCGAAGUGAAGGGCUGCUUGCCCUUCGAAUUCUUGAAAUGCAGGUCAAGCUAAGUGGUUGGAUAAAUCAAAUGGACGCCAAAACGCUCUCCACUGCUAAGUUAACUCUCCGAGCCCUGUUAAAGUACACCGAGUACAAAGACCUGGAGACAAAGAUUUCCAACGAGAAGGAUACAACUGUGCUUACUGAAUUAAGAAAUAAACUCAAGGAAACGAAGGAGAAACUUAGACUGGCUGAACAGGAGCUCAUAGCCGCAGGUGGAGCCUCUAACCUGAUUAUACAAAUAGUGACGCUGCAGGAGAAGAUUCGUGAGCUGGAGAGCAGAGAGACUGAUGAGGACCUAUCAGAAGAAAUAGCUGCAUUGAGAGCAGAACUGGAGGAGAAGCUGGGACAACUGGAGGGCGGCAGUGAUGGGGGCUCUAUAAUGGUUACACAGAUCAUCACAGUGCAAGAUGAUAUUCUGCAAACGUACAUCAGGAUACAAACAUUAAAACAACAGUCUACAGAUAAAGUUGCUGAACUGGAAAAACAGCUGAGAGAGAAAAACAGUGAGCUGAAACACCUGCGUGAAUCCUCUGAUUCCUCUGCAUCUGCACAAAUCAUUAUAAUCGAGAAAGAGGUGCGUGUGAUAGAGAGCAAAAUAGAAGCCCAACAGAAGAAAAUAGCUGCCCAGAUCAAAGAGUUGGAGAGGGCCAUAAAGAACAAGAAGGACUUGUUGAAGGAAAAAGUCACGGAGCUCCAGGAGGUACAAAGGACUGACUAUGAUCUCAUUGUGAAGGUUAUCACACAACAGUUUCAGCUCAGCAAGGUGCAAACAGCUGAAUGCUCUGGAAAUACAGAAACCAUUUUUGCUGAAAUCCAGAAGCAACUGACAGCCAAAGAGAAGGAUAUCCUGAAUCUUGAAGCCAAGAAUAAAAGGCUUCAGCAUCAACUCCAAGAAAUGUCUCAUGAAUGCUCAGGCCUGCUGGAUAAAAUCAAAGAGCUGGAGCAGUCACUGGAAGAGGAAAUACAGAACGUGACGGGUGACCUGAAGCCACUUCUGGAGCUGAUUUCACUCAAUUUCAACAUGCAACAGAUCAAGAUGAGCAUCGUCGCUGAAAAAUCUGCCUCGAAGAUCGCCGAACUCACAUGGCAACUGAAGGAGAAAGAGAAAGAAAUCAAACACAAGGUUAAAGAGAUAACAGAGGGAGACUUGGAAGGUUCCCAAGAAGCAGUGAAAAUAGUCUCACUUCUGAUGGAGAUCUGGGAGCUACAAACCGGCGUUGAGAGCGAGACUACCCUGAGCCACAUUAACAACCGCCAGAAUGAACUGAAUCACCUGAUUGUUAGCCUUAAGGACACCACCAGCAGCAAGCUACUGCUGACUAUCUUGGCAGCUCAGACAGACCAGACCAAGAUCAAAAGAAUGCAAGUCAUUAUCAGUGAGAAAUAUAAAGAGGAACUCACAGGCUUAAUCAACAGACAGGAAACGAUGGAGAAGGAGCUCAGCUCUAAGAAGUCAGAAGUGGCAGAAAAGGACCAAGACAUUUCCAAACUUGGGAAAGAGAUUACAGCUCUGCAGAGUCAAAUUGAGAAACUGAAGGAAACAAUUGAAAAUCUGAAAAAUACAACCAGUGGACACAUUGAAGACCUAAGGAAGCAGCUGGAGGUGAAGGAGAGAGAGCUGAAGGACAAAGCCAAAGAGAUGAAGAUCAUUGAUAAGAAGAAUGGAGAACUUUUGAUCCGCAUAACUGAGUUGGUGGCAAAACUCAAGGAGACAGAGAUUAAUACCUAUAAGAAAGACCAGGUGUUAGCUUCCAAAAUAACCAAACUGGAAAAACAGCUGGAAAUCCUGAGGAAAGAAAACUCUCAUAUCAAAGAAAACAACAAAGCUCUGGAGAGAGAAAAUAAAGAUUGCUCUGGACUACAAGACAAAUAUAAGGAAAUUGAGAAAAAAACAGAUGAACUGAUGAAGAAGGUCAACGACAGCUAUUCAUUCAUAUUUCAGACCAAUAAGUUGACGAUUGACAUUGAAAACCUUCGGAAAAGUAUUGCUCGCAAGCCUGACAACGUUGCAGAGUUAGAGAAGCUGAUGAAAGAAAAGCUCAAAGAGCUGGAAGAUUUGAAGAGAAAAACGACCAAUGUCCCUGGAUGUAUAGAGAUCACAAAGAUUGUCGAAAUCAUACAAAACAUAAACAAGGAGACUGAUGAAACCACAGACAAGCAUUUAAAGCGCAUGGAUGAGUUUCAGGCACUGGUAGACAGGCUAAUGGAUCAGCUGAAGAACAAGACCGAUGAGAAUAACCAACUCGUCGUACAAAUCUUAGUCCAGAAGGGAACUGAGGCUAUGUUGACCAAACAGAUAGAAACUCUGAAACACGGGUAUGCAUCGAAGAUCAAAGUCCUUCAGAAGACAGUGGAAGACAAAGAGAAGCAGCUUGAGGUAGAGAGAUCCAAGUGUGAUAAACUGGCUGCACGGAUAGAAACACUGACGCUAGAGAUCUCAAAAUCACAGACCGACCUGUCAAUUUACGAGGAGACUUAUGGUGCUAAAAUAGCAGAGUUGGAGGAGAAACUUAAGAAGAUAACUCACCAGCUACAGGACGCCAUUGCAAGACUGAAGACAGUUGAGGGGGAGAAUGCUGAGGACGUCCUUAAAAUCAUUAAACUGCAGACCGAAAUGACGGCUAUAGUCAAUAAGGCGGUUACUGAAAAGCAAGUUCUGCAUGAUGAAAUUGGAGGUCUAAAGACGGAGCUCAUCGCCUGCAAAGAAGAGAAGAGCAAACUGAUCCUCACCAUAACAGACCUGAAGACCAAUGAGAAGACAAUAAUGAAUCAGUGCAGUCACCUUAAUGACACAUUCUGGGAGCUGAAGACAGAGUUUGACCAAACUUUAACGAAAGUUGAUAAGAACUCGGAACUGAUUUUGAGGAUGAACAUGUUGAUUCUGGAAGUUGAGACACUGCAGAAAAAGAUGGAAGGGGUGAUAGGUGAUACGACUGUGCUGGAGACAGAGCUGCAGAGGAAAACCAAAGAACUGGAAGAACUGGAAAACCAACUGGGAUUGAGAAAUAGAAUGGACUCCAAAAACAUCAAGAACAUCUUGAGUAUCAUAAUACAGAGAAGGAAGGAAAUAGAACAGGAAAACAAUGAGAUAUAUCUGCAACGGAUUGAUGCACUAGAGAAUGAGCUGAAUGAGAGGAUUGCUCUGCUCAAGGGAGAAGAAGCUGAAAGAACAAAACUGUUGAUCAAGAUAAUGUCCAUGGAAGAGGAUGUGAACUCUUUGCAGAACAGAAUAUCAAAAACUAAAGUAGAGUCCUCCAAAAAGAUAAAAGGGCUUGAGAGGCAACUGGAGCUGAAGUACAAAGAGAUCAAUGAGCUGAAAGUAAAAGACUGUGGAGUCGAUGCUUUGAAGGGGAAGAUAGCAGAAUUGGAGGCUGAAGCCAAUAAACUUGAGUUGGAAUUAACCAGGACAAAACAGACCGAAGAGGAUCAAAUCAAAGAGCUGGAGAAACGUCUGACGGAGAAGAAAAACCAACUGCAAAUCAGCAGUGAAAGAUUGACAAGUCUGGACAACGAAAAUGGAGAACUACUUCUGAAGCUGGUUUCUAUGGAGAGUAAAAUGAAUACAGUUAUAUCUGGGUCCAAAGACUUGGAAGAGACCUCAGCUACCAUAAUCAAGGCCCUGAGAGAAAAACUGAAAGUCAAGGUGGAGGACAAUAACCAACUGCAAAUCAAAAUUGAAGCCCUGGAGACAGCCAAGAAGGAAAUAGAGGACAGCUGUGCAACACUCAAGCAACAACACACAGAUCUGAAGACAAAGUUUGAAAAGGACAUGAAUGAAAUUGGAGACAUCCCAAAAUUAAUUUUCAGGAUCAACAUGUUGAGCAGUGAAAUUGCAAGGCUGAAGAGGCAGAUAGAGAGUCAGACUGGAGAUAAGACAGAACUGAAUAAAGAAUUGAAGAAGAAAAUUGAAGAACUGGAGAAACUCGGAGCAAAGACUCCAGCUUCCACGCAAAUAAAAGAGCUCAUUGCUGUUAUACGAGAAAAAGCUGCAUCAAAGCAAGAGGACAAUGCAGAUUAUUUGAAACGUAUUGCUGAGCUAGAAGGCGAGCUGUAUGAAAGGAUUGUUGACCUGCAAGGCGAAGAAGCAGAAAAAAUCAAAGCAAUGAUCCAGGUGAUGGAGCAGCAGGAGGCGAUCACCAUGCUGAAAGACAGGUUAUCCAAAGUCAGACUGGAAGCUUCCAAAAAGAUUGCUGCAUUUGAGGAUGAACUGACGAGGAAGCGCCAAGAGAUUGACAGAAUAAAAGCUGAUGACUGUGGAUUUGGCAAACGGAAGGAGGAAAUUGCUGCUUUGGAGAAAGAGGCCAGAAAUUUGGAGGCUGCGUUGAAAGAAUUCAGACAAUCCUCUGAGAAAGAGAUGGAAGAAUUGAUAAAACAUCUUCAGAAGGCAGAGGAAGGCCUGAUCAGCAGUAAUAACAGACUGCAGAGUUUGGAUAAGGAACAUGGAGCACUUAUCGGCAAGAUGAUUACAAUGCAGGAUAAAAUGGAUCAACUGUUAAGUCAGAAGAAAGACCUGAAACAGAGAAUGGCAGAGGAAGUUGAUGACCUCAAGAAACAGCUCAGUAUAAAGGAAGAGGAGAAUGCCAAAAUAAAAGCCAAAAACAAUGCCUUGGAGAAAUCUAAACAGGAAGCAAUUGACAGCUGUUCCACAAUUAAGGAACAAUACACAGAUCUGAAGGCAACAGUGACAGAAAACAUUAGACAAAUGGAAGACGUUCCCAAAUUAAUUCUUAGGAUCAACAUGCUGAGCAGUGAAAUUGAGAGACUGAAGAGAGCCAUUGGGGGCCAAACUGGAGAUGAGACAGAACUGAAGAAGGAAUUGGAGAAGAAGAUUGAAGAACUGAAAAAAGUAGAAACAGAACUUGGAGGGAAGAGUCCCGUUGCCACGCAAAUUAAAGAGCUCAUUGCUGUAAUAAGAGAAAAAGAUACAUCAAUGCCUGAGGACAACGAGGAGUACUUAAAGCGCAUUGCUGAGCUAGAGGGUGAGCUGGACGAAAAGAUUGCUGCCCUACAAGACAAAGAAGCAGAACAAAUCCAAUCAAUGAUCAGGGUGAUGAAACAACAGGAGGAAAUUACCCAACUGGAGGACAGGUUAUCCAGAGUCAGAAAGGAUUCUUCCAAAAAGAUAAUUGCAAUGGAAACUGAGCUGGACAAGAAGCGCCAAGAGAUCGAUAGGAUGAAAGCUGAAGACUGUGGAGUUGGCAUGCAGAAGGAAGAAAUUGAUGUUAUGGAAAGAGCAGCCGGAGAUUUGGAGUCCAAACUGAAACAGCUCAGACAGUCCUCAGAAAAAGAGAUUGCUGACUUGGUGAACCACCUUAAGAUGAAGGAGGAGGAGAUCAGAGCCAGUAGUGAGAAGCUGGAGAGUUUAGACAAAGAAAACGGGGCACUGAUUGUAAAGACCAUUAAAAUGCAGGAUAAAAUGAACUCACUCCUAAAUGAUGAGAAAGACCUCACACAGAAGACAGCAGAUGAGAUAGCUGAUCUCAAGAAACAACUCGGAGAAAAAGAACAAGAGAAUGCUAAACUGAAAACUGAAAAUGACAAUCUGAGGGUUAGCGCAGGUGAGGCUAAAGACUGUGCUCGCCUCAGACUGACGAACGAAGACAUGAAGAAGCAGCUGCAAAGAAAAGAUGAAGACAUCACCAAGCUAGAGAGCGAAAAGGAAGAGGCCUUAGGCAAACUUAAGGACAGGGAGGCUGAGCUGAAUGCCCAACAGAUGAAAGCCAAUGAAAUGAAACAGCAGCUUGACAAAAAGGACACAGUAAUUUCUAAAUUGCAAAAGGACAAAGAUGAUUUGGUGUCUGCAAAGAACACCAGUGAAGAGACGCUGAAGAAACUACAGGAGACAUCUGAUGCUUUGGAGGAGGAGAAAAAACAACUUCAGCGAUCAUUGAAGACAAAGGAAGAAGAGAACAAAGAGCUUAAGAACAAAUUUGAAGAUUUUGAGAGAGAAAAUUCAGAAAAAGCAAUCCACAUUUCUCAGCCAGCUAUAGACCCUGACACAGCUCACCCAAAACUCCAACUGUCAAAUAACAACAAAGAAAUGAGGCUCCUACAGACCGCACUCAAAGUGCCUGACGUCCCAAAACGGUAUAAUCAUGUUACGGGGGCCAUGGCUAGCAUUGGGUUUGACAAAGGCAGGCAGUACUGGGAGGUCGGCGUGGCUAGAAAACCUUGUUACAUCUUAGGGGUGGCUGGAGAAACAGCUGCAAAAAAAGGAUCCAUAAGAUUUCACCCCGGGUAUCAAUACUGGACUUUGGUCUUGACAAGGAAUGAUGUUCUUACUGCUUCCGACAAAAGAAAGGUUUUGGUGAGAGAGGAAGGGAAAGCCAAGCCAGCCACGAUUGGAGUGCUAAUAGAUUUCAAAAAGGCAGAAAUCUCCUUUUAUGACGCAGGAACUAGAGCUCACAUGUACACAUUCAGUAACGUUAACGUGAGGUCAAAACUCUUUCCGUUUAUGAGCACAUGUGAGGACACUGAGGAGGGUUCACCUCCACUGGUGUUCAAUCCAGUAGUCUCUGCUGACUGGCUGAAGUCUAAAAAAUGACCUUCAUAAAAUGUACUUCCCACUGCUUUCACUGAAUACUCAACAUUUAUUUGUAUCAAGUGCACCCCAAAUGUGCUGAAUCCCUGCUAGUGUUAUUAGGUUGCACUGUAAGCACAUGAUGACAAAUUAAAGAAAUUAUAUUGAAUAA